This is a messenger RNA of Andrographis paniculata, 848 nucleotides long. RefSeq names its product putative 4-hydroxy-4-methyl-2-oxoglutarate aldolase 2. Gene Ontology annotation, biological process: regulation of RNA metabolic process. NCBI's taxonomy places the organism in Eukaryota, Viridiplantae, Streptophyta, Magnoliopsida, Lamiales, Acanthaceae. The record is from RefSeq and is a predicted model, not a curated record. The coding region runs from base 190 to 690 and encodes 166 amino acids. The transcript is spliced from 2 exons. Gene Ontology annotation, molecular function: ribonuclease inhibitor activity.
UGAUGACUUUAAAUGGUAAUGGCUAUCAGGGCCUUCCAAUCGGAUCAGUGAUCUUCUUGAUCGCCGUCGAGUCUUCAACCGCUGAAGUCUACCACCAGUCAGCGGUUAAUUUGCUGUUCUUCUGUGUAAGUGCUUCGGCGGAGGAGCUACGCAGUAUUUCGUCGUGCUUGUGAUCGUUACUAUCCGGGGAUGGCCUUAGUAACCACUGCCGAAGUUUGCGAUGCAAAUCCCCAACUUAUUCUGAGCGGUGAGCUCCGGGCACUCCAUCCAACUUUCCAGAUAUACGGAAGGCGGCAAGUCUUCUCCGGACCAGUUGUCACAUUGAAAGUGUUUGAAGACAAUGUUCUGGUGCGCGAAUUUCUUGAGGAAAGGGGCAAUGGAAGAGUUCUUGUUGUCGAUGGUGGUGGAAGUAUGAGAUGCGCGAUAUUAGGCGGCAACCCAGUCGUGCAAGCUCAGAACAACGGAUGGGCUGGCAUUAUAGUCAAUGGAUGCAUAAGGGAUGUCGACGAAAUCAAUGGAUGCGACAUUGGAGUGAGAGCUCUAGCUGCGCAUCCGGUUAAAGCCAGCAAGAAAGGGAUCGGAGAAAAGCAUGUCCCGAUAAACAUUGCUGGUACCCGAAUUUGCGACGGGGAUUGGCUUUAUGCCGAUACCGACGGUAUUUUGGUCUCUAAAACAGAGUUAUCAGUUUGAAAAUAAAGUAUUUGUCUGCUGCUUCAUGCAGUUGUUUGUUGAAUUAUCAGAAUAAUCUUCCUCUGAUUUGUCUGCUGCUUUUCUGUUUUGUACCAUUUAAAAGUUGUAUAACUUAUUACAAAGCUGUGUUGUUUUUAUGGUUCUACUUUACAUGUGCU